Messenger RNA from Pocillopora verrucosa, 2137 nucleotides. Lineage: Eukaryota; Metazoa; Cnidaria; Anthozoa; Scleractinia; Pocilloporidae. The record is from RefSeq and is a predicted model, not a curated record.
ACUGGGAAAGAUGUUGAAGAAUACUGGAAAAUUAGCUGGUAAAACAUUAUUUAUCACCGGCGCGAGCCGUGGCAUUGGAAAAGCCAUUGCGCUGAAGGCAGCUCAAGAUGGAGCAAACAUUGUUAUCGCCGCUAAAACCACCGAACCUCAUCCGAAACUACCUGGAACGAUAUACACUGCAGCAAAAGAAGUUGAAGAGGCAGGAGGAAAGUGCCUUCCCUGUGCAGUAGAUAUUCGUGAUGAAAACGCCGUUAACAGUGCAGUACAAGAGGCUGUAAAGACAUUUGGUGGUAUUGACAUACUUGUUAACAAUGCUAGUGCAAUAAGCUUGACAGGGACUUUGGAAACACCAAUGAAAAAAUAUGAUCUGAUGAAUAAUGUCAAUGUAAGAGGGACAUUCUUGUGUUCCAAAGCAUGCAUUUCAUAUUUAAAGAAUGCAGAGAAUCCUCACAUUUUAAACGUGACACCACCUUUAAAUAUCAGACAUGCCUGGUUCAAAGAACAUGUUGCAUAUUCAUUAUCUAAGUAUGGAAUGUCAUUAUGUGUCCUUGGGAUGUCUCAAGAAUUCAAGGAUGAUGGGAUUGCAGUAAAUGCACUGUGGCCUAAAAAAGGUAUUGCCACUGUUGCUGUCAUGGUUACUGCAGGGAAACAAGGCUUAGCCUACUGUCGAAUAGACAAGUUUUUUGCUGAUGCUGCAUAUAUCAUGUUGACAAGAGACAGUAAAACAAGGACAGGAGAGUUUCUUUAUGAUGAAGAUGUUCUUAAGGAGGCAGGAAUCACUGACUUUGAACAGUAUUCUUAUAUUCCAGGACCACAGAAAGGGAUCAGCAUACAGUCAGUCAGAAACCUGACAAAGAGAAGGGCUGGUGCACCAGUGCCAGACAGUUUUAUUGAUGGUUAUUCUCCCACACUGCAAAGAAACUCCUCCAAGGAUACCAGGGAAACUUCCUCUCACAGGAGUCAAGUGAGAGGAGUAGUAGACAUUUUUGAUGCUGUUAAAAAUUUUUUGGAUGAAAAGCUUGUUCAGAAAGUGAAUGCAGUCUUUGAGUUUCAUUUAACAGGAAAGGAAGCUGGAGUGUGGUAUCUUGAUCUUAAGAGCAGUACAGGUGAGGUUGGAAGAGGUUCUUUUUCAGGAGAUGAGGUGAACAGUACAGUAAUGUUAGACUCAGAGGAUUUUGUGAAGUUGUUCACUGGCGAACUUAAUCCAGCACAAGCGUAUUUGGGAGGAAAACUCCAGCUUACAGGAAGCAUGCAUAAAUUUAUGAAACUUGAGAAUCAGCUCCUACAAAAGAUGAAAUCCAAAUUAUGAACAUUACUCUUUUUGAGAAGAAUUUAGUCUUGUUCAAAGUAAAAAUAAUGACAAUAAUAGGAAUUAUAUUGAUUGUUAUCAUCACCACUAUUAUUAUUAUUAUUUGGUGUUAGUAUUGGUAUCAUCAUUACUGUUAAAUUGUGUUUAUAGAAUUAAGGACUUUUUUCUAAAGAUGAAGAGGAACAUAUUUAAAUAUUUUCUUGAGGAGUAACUCAUAGUUAAUAAGCUGCAUUAAGGAGAGAGGAAAGUAAUGAAUGAAAGCAAUCUUUGCAGUGAUGAACACUAUUGAAUGAACUACGACCUGCACAGGCCUUGAAUUUUUUUCAUGCCCUAUUUUCACCACCACUUAAGUAGUAUUUAUUACUGCAAAGAUUGCUUUCAUUCAUUUCUUCAUUAAACCACAGUUCACACGUAUUAGUUUCCUAUAUAUUCACAGAGGAAAGUAAGUAAGGAAGGAAUUGUCACAUUACCAAUCACCAAAGUUUCUGGCAGAAAUCUUUAUCUAAAAGUUUCAUAUAAGGGUACAGGGUGUUUUCAUCUAAGGUUACCCCAAACUGUAUAUUUGAAAUCCUGAACAAAGUAAAUACAUUUUAAUCAAGUACAUCUAAAGAUACUGGGUAAUUUUGUCUACAGUAAAGUGAGAUAUGUAGGUAAAAAUGUAAUGGUUAUGACACAGUUACAUUGCUGUUGUUUGUGUUACUCAUUCAUUCUUCCAUUGUUUGGAUCAAAGUGUACAUAUUCAGAGUUCUUUUUACCAGAUGUCAUGUUGCUUUUGUCAGUAUUUGUAAUAUUGUCCUGUGGUAUUACCUUCAAUACUUGAUCAAAUAA